Molecule: messenger RNA, 531 nt
Organism: Magnolia sinica
Lineage: Eukaryota; Viridiplantae; Streptophyta; Magnoliopsida; Magnoliales; Magnoliaceae
Exons: 2
Coding region: 1-531 (176 amino acids)
Source: RefSeq, a predicted model, not a curated record
AUGGAUCUAAUUGCGAUGAAGGUCUUCCUUUACGACGUUAUCCUGGGCAUGAAUUGGUUGGCUGAAAUGAAGGCAGAAAUCGACUGUGACACACGUUCGGUAAAGGUACAUGAAAGCAGAGGCGUCGCUUUCAUGUUCCCAUUCCAGUCUCGAAAAUGCGGCUUCUGGAAGGAAGAGAUCAAAUUUCUGGGUCAUGUGGUGUCCAAAGAAGACAUAUCCAUGGACCUGGCUAAGGUAGCAGCCGUACAAGAUUGGAAGCAACCGGGUUUGGUUACAGAAGUAAGGAGUUUUCUCGACCUUGCAGGCUACUAUAGGAGCUUCAUUAAAGACUUUUCGAAAAUAGCUCGGCCGUUAUCCCAGCUUACGCAGAAGGACAUUAACUUCGCCUGGAAUGAGAAGGCAGAGGCGGCUUUCCAAGAGUCGAAGGAUAAACUGACUACGACGUCGGUACUCGUGUUACCCGAGCAAGGGGUCAAGUACACCGUUUACACCGAUGCCUCUCUAGUGGGCUUGGGUUACGUACUCAUGUAG